AUCCUCUUGGCACCAGCCUUUGAGAUAUUUAUAUGCACUAGUGAGAUCCCCUCUCACUUUUCUCUUCUCUAGAUUAAACAGACCCAGCUCCCACAGCCUUUAUUCAUAAGAGAGAUGCUCCAGUCCCUUAAUAAUCUGUUGUCCUCCACUAGGUACUGUCCAACGGCUUCGUGUCUCUCUUGCACUGAGGAGCCCAGAACUGGACACGGCACUCCAUAUGUGGCCUCAGGAGGGGCAGGACCACUUCCUUCGACCUGCUGGCCACAGGCUGUACUGGAUGCAGCCCAGGAUAUCACUGGUGCUCCUGGCCGCCAGAAGGGCAUCCGCGAUUGCGGGCGCCGGCGCGAGCACCGCCCCCGGGCGGUGCGGCCCUGCCGGCCCGACCCCGCGCCCCGGACGCGCUUGUGGCGGCGGAAGGGGCGGGGCGGCUGCGGGCCUGGCGCGAUGUUCCUGACGGCGGCGGCCCGUACAUUCUGGUGAGGAUGAAGAGCGCAGCGGAGACAGGCUACUGCUUCAACAUCAGGAGACUCCGACUGCAGGACAAGCUGGUCUUACUGAGAUACGAUCCCAUUG
Messenger RNA from Poecile atricapillus (Black-capped chickadee), 573 nucleotides. It is a transcript of the gene MRPL33, whose product is annotated as mitochondrial ribosomal protein L33. NCBI's taxonomy places the organism in Eukaryota, Metazoa, Chordata, Aves, Passeriformes, Paridae. The record is from RefSeq and is a predicted model, not a curated record. The coding region runs from base 115 to 480 and encodes 121 amino acids. The transcript has 2 exons. Gene Ontology annotation, cellular component: mitochondrion. Gene Ontology annotation, biological process: translation.